AUGGAUUGUUAUCCAUGUCGUUCGUUUAAAUCAAAAGUUCACCAACAAGUAAUCUAUUCAUCAAAAUCAUCUACAGCUAUGCUACAAAAGCAAGUAUCUCGUUUAAAUCGAGUUCAGACUAAUCGUAAAAACUAUGAAGAUUUCAUUGUUGUUUGGCUCGAUGAAAAUAUUCAGAAGAUUGAUGAUACCCAAAAAGUGAUUGCUGAAUUAAGAAAAAUGAUGAACCGUUUAGAAAUAUUCGACAACAAAGAAUGUUGUCUGGAUUUUCUUCGUGGAAUUAAACGUGAGAAACUGCUUCUCGUACUUUCUGAUUCAUUUGGUCAGUAUGUUCUUCCACAAAUUAAUUCAAUACCUCAAUUAGCAUCUGUCUAUAUUUUCUCUGCUGAUAAAAUUAAACAUGAAAACUGUUCACCAUCAUUCAAAAUUGUACAUGGUAUUUAUACUGAUAUCACUUCACUAUGUGAAAAAAUUCGAAAUUAUAUUAAACUCUCUUCUAACGAUUUACAAGUAAUCAAUACUAUAAUAGUUGAUGACAUUAACAAAAACCGUCAAGAGCCUAGUUUUAUGUAUGUUCAAAUACUGAAAGAUAUUCUGGUUGACAUGCAACAUGAUAUCGAAACUGAAAUUAAAUUCAUUGAUGAUCUGCGUAAAGAGUAUGCAGGAAAACCUGCCUGA
Molecule: messenger RNA, 675 nt
Organism: Rotaria sordida
Lineage: Eukaryota; Metazoa; Rotifera; Eurotatoria; Philodinida; Philodinidae
Source: the annotation of a GenBank genome assembly